AUGACCUGCUUUGACCACCGGAGCAAGGUUCGGCCAUCGCUAGCAGUCCCUCUUUCGGCCUCCGUAGCAAGAUCAAGGUCCACAUUGGAACAGUCACUCCCGGAAAUGCCGAUCCUCGCCGCCACGCCAGAAGAUCGGUCUUAUCCAGACCUCGGUGUUGAGAUUAUAAUCUCACCAAAUCUUGAACAACCAGCGAAUGCUGCCAAUGUCGGAGUCGAGCAAGAGACACCAAAAGACACUCGAUUAAGGCGGACGACCCCCUCGUGGGUCUCGGUGUCGAGCACAACAAUAAUCAACCACCACCAGAUCACAAACUAUGCGAUGCACCGAGGCGUCGAAAAUACCAUCAAAAAGAUCUUCAAGAUCUUUAGCAGUCCACAAGAAUCGCAGAUAAUCCCCAAUUAUGUGCCAAAGGUAACAGAAGAAUCGGAAAACAGCUACUGGCCCAAUCUAGAAGCCCCUCGACAACAACGCCUUCGAGCAAAUGAUCAAACCUGAGAGUCUAGGGUCCCGCGAUAGGUUAUGAGCCCUAUUGUCCCUUCUCUUGGCUAAAUAAAAGAUGAGUAUAAGAUG
Molecule: messenger RNA, 573 nt
Organism: Fusarium redolens
Lineage: Eukaryota; Fungi; Ascomycota; Sordariomycetes; Hypocreales; Nectriaceae
Exons: 2
Coding region: 1-498 (165 amino acids)
Source: RefSeq, a predicted model, not a curated record